Abrus precatorius (Indian licorice) is the source of this 381-nucleotide messenger RNA. Its product is annotated as josephin-like protein. NCBI's taxonomy places the organism in Eukaryota, Viridiplantae, Streptophyta, Magnoliopsida, Fabales, Fabaceae. The record is from RefSeq and is a predicted model, not a curated record. Bases 1 to 381 code for a protein of 126 amino acids. The transcript has a single exon.
AUGAAUCACACAGGGUUUGAGAAAACAAGCUUGUCUUGGAAACACAACACUAGGCAAAGAGUAGCUACUAGAAACCAGCAUAAGAGGAGAUGCAUGUUCAGGAUUCCUUGGCGGUGUGAACUCUCUCCCAUUGAGUUUCUGAAGGGUGUUGCAGAUAAAGUCACGGAAGCUAUGUGCUUGAAAUCUGUGAGAAGAUCUUCAAACCGAGGUUCAUUUUCCAUGAGAAGAUCAAAACCCAUAGUUGCUUCUGUUGAUUAUUAUAGAGCAGCUGCUGUUGAGGACUGCAUUGAGUUCAUGCAUUCUUCCUUUUCUAGAUCAAAUUCUUUAACAGCAACACCAGGAGAAGAAAUUACUUACAAAUACUCUUUUAAGAAAAUUUGA